AUGGAGGACAAUCGCAAUAAGUGGAGCCCCAAAGUGUUUCUCCUCCAGCGCCCCUCCUCCCCUGUUGUCUGGCUUCUUUUCACCAGGCCCAAUAAGGAGAAGGCCAUGACUCCCCAGCCAGCAGGGCCCACCAGUAAGUUGGCCCAGUACUCUACACUGCAGCACUCCUUCCUUACGGACGUCUCUGAUGUGAGAGAGAUGGAGGGAGGCCUCCUCAACCUGCUCAAUGACUUCCACUCCAUAAAAUUGCAGGCUUUUGGGAAGGUGUGCUCCUUUGAGCAACUGGGGCACAUGCGUGAGAUACAAGAGAAGCUUGCAUGGCUACAUUUCAGUCUGGACAGUCAUGUGGAGGAGAUGUUAGAGGACCAGCGGAAUUGUACCUCCGACCACAACCUGGAGCACCUGCUCUACAACAUAAGCACCACUGCAGCAGUUACUGAGUCCAAGGUGCUAAAGGAGCUCCUUAAACUUGACCCUCAAAUAUUAUUUGGUUCAGAAGGUUUAGACCCUUUCUUCUUUAAGAUUGCGGCCCCUAGCAUCGACAAUGUCACGUUCUGA
Oncorhynchus masou masou (cherry salmon) is the source of this 558-nucleotide messenger RNA. Its product is annotated as coiled-coil domain-containing protein 28B-like. The record is from RefSeq and is a predicted model, not a curated record. Bases 1 to 558 code for a protein of 185 amino acids. NCBI's taxonomy places the organism in Eukaryota, Metazoa, Chordata, Actinopteri, Salmoniformes, Salmonidae. The transcript is spliced from 4 exons.